CUUUCCCCGUACGGGAUGAACAGACUCGCGGCCACCGCGGGGCCCCAUGGAGCAGCCGCCGCCGCCGCCGGCCCGCCCGCCAGUGACCACCUCCUUGUUGGGCAGCCCACAGCCCGACGCCCCCUCCGCGGCCGGCGCGCCUGGCGGGACUUCCUCGGCGGCGGCGGCGGCGGCGGCGGCCGUGCGCUCCUUCAGCACCCUGGCGACCGCGGCGACCGCAGCGGCCGCGGCGCUGGGGAACCAGAGCGACGGGAGCGGGGGCGGCACCGCUGCCGCCCCCGCUGGCGGCGGCCUCGGCGGGCUCGGGGUGGUGGCGGCGGCGGCGGGGGCGGCGGGGAGGCCGCCGCUGGGCCCUGAGGCGGUGCAGCUACUGUCGCACGGGGCCGUGGUGGCGGCCCAGGCGCUCGUCCUCCUGCUCAUCUUCCUGCUGUCUAGCCUGGGCAACUGCGCGGUGAUGGGGGUGAUCGUGAAGCACCGGCAGCUCCGCACCGUUACCAACUCCUUUAUCCUGUCCUUGUCCCUCUCGGACCUGCUCACGGCGCUGCUCUGCCUGCCCGCCGCCUUCCUGGAUCUCUUUACGCCCCCCGGGGGCUCGGCCCCCGCUGCUGCCACCGCCGCCUCCAUGGGGCCCUGGCGCGGCUUCUGCGCCGCUAGCCGCUUCUUCAGCUCGUGCUUUGGCAUCGUCUCCACGUUCAGCGUGGCCCUCAUCUCGCUGGACCGCUACUGCGCCAUCGUGCGUCCGCCCCGGGAGAAGAUCGGCCGUCGCCGCGCGCUGCAGCUGCUGGCGGGCGCCUGGCUGGCGGCCCUGGGCUUCUCCUUGCCCUGGGAGCUGCUGAGGGCACCCCUGGAGCCCCCGGCGGCGCAGAGCUUCCACGGCUGCCUGUACCAGACCUCCCCGGACCCCGCGCAGCUGGGCGCGGCCUACAGCGUGGUGGUGGUGUCCUGCUACCUGCUGCCCUUCCUGCUCAUGGGCUUCUGCCACUACCACAUCUGCAAGACCGUGCGCCUGUCGGACAUGCGCGUGCGGCCGGUGACCACCUACGCGCGCGUGGUGCGCUUCUUCAGCGAGGUGCGCACGGCCACCACCGUGCUGAUCAUGAUCGUCUUUGUCAUGGGCUGCUGGGGGCCCUACUGCUUCCUGGUGCUGCUGGCUGCGGUUCAGCAGGCCCAAGCCGCGCAGACCCCCUCGCCCCUCAACGUGGUGGCUGUCUGGCUGACCUGGGCCAAUGGGGCCAUCAACCCUGUCAUCUAUGCCAUCCGCAACCCCAACAUUUCGAUGCUCCUUGGGCGCAACCGGGAAGAAGGCUACAGGACUAGGAAUGUAGACCUUUUUCUGCCCACUCAGCGCCCGGGUUUACGAGCCCGAAGCCGCAAUCGCCUUCGAAAUCGCUGUGCCAACCGGCUGGGACCCUGCAGCAGGAUGUCCACUUCGAACCCAGCCAGCGGUGCGGGAGGGGACAUAGCCAUGUGGGCCUGCAAAAAUCCAGUUGUGCUUUUCUGCCGGGAGGGGCCAGCAGAGCUUGUGGCAGCAGCGACCAAACGACCUAAAUUGGGAACCGGAGAUACCAGCUUCUAAGAAGGAUUGGGAGAUGAAUUCUGUAAGAUACGACAACGUGUUGGUCAUGCCAAACUAUGUUCAUCUAUAGCCUAACGCCCUCGGAUGUCACAGGGGGACAACUGGGACAUGAUGUCUUGUUGUAGAAGCAAAGACCAAUGGAAAAAAAAAAUUACAACUUUGUGGUGAUUAGACCCACACCAUCCAGAUAUUAGGUAAACCUCAUGGCAUUCUAGUUAAAAAAGAGCAAUUGGGGUAACAAGUGUUUCUAUAACAGAACAAGAAAAAGUUAUUACUAUUAAAAAGACCCAGGUGCUGGUUUCUUUUACAGAACAGAGAGACCAAAGCAAAUGGCCAUCAGACCACUCUCCUGACAUCAAAGGCUC
Messenger RNA from Loxodonta africana (African savanna elephant), 1941 nucleotides. RefSeq names its product G protein-coupled receptor 135 (gene GPR135). Gene Ontology annotation, cellular component: endosome; plasma membrane. The record is from RefSeq and is a predicted model, not a curated record. Gene Ontology annotation, molecular function: G protein-coupled receptor activity. Gene Ontology annotation, biological process: G protein-coupled receptor signaling pathway. Lineage: Eukaryota; Metazoa; Chordata; Mammalia; Proboscidea; Elephantidae.